Messenger RNA from Cuculus canorus (common cuckoo), 1645 nucleotides. Its product is annotated as zona pellucida sperm-binding protein 4-like. Gene Ontology annotation, cellular component: egg coat. The record is from RefSeq and is a predicted model, not a curated record. Gene Ontology annotation, biological process: binding of sperm to zona pellucida; prevention of polyspermy. Gene Ontology annotation, molecular function: structural constituent of egg coat; acrosin binding. Lineage: Eukaryota; Metazoa; Chordata; Aves; Cuculiformes; Cuculidae.
CUUCACACACUCUUGCUGGCCCAGACCAUAAUACUGGCUAGGGCCUUGUUUCCUACAGAAAAGUAGGAUUGUAGUAGAUCCCUUCUUCAAUGUGGGAUGCUAGAGCUCCUCCUGCUGUCUCCUCUUUCCCUAGGUACUGAGGGGAAGGCAUGUGCUCUGCAGAAUGACUCUGAUUGUGGAGUCUCGGUACCUGGUACUCCAGAAAGCUCCAGGAAAUUAUUGGUCUCCUAUACCGGCUAUUACAUCUUUGAACGGGUGAGUGGCCCCAGCGGUCCUGCUGGAACUGCAGCUACUGCUGCUCUGGCUGUCCUGGCUGGUGUGAUUCUCCUGGAUGGCAAUUACCUCAUGUUGGUUGGGCUUGAAGGAACGGAUGCUGCUGAACAUAAGGCUCCUCAUAAAGAGAAACUGCUCAGGUGCCCGGUGGUACUUCCUGCUAAGGCACUGACAGCUCCUUGAUCCCUGGAUGCUCCAAGCAGUAGUGUCUGUUCUGCCACCCUCAGACAAGACUGGCUGCCAUGUGCCUCCUUGACCAUCAACCAGGGGGAAUGUGAAGUGCGAGGCUGCUGCUGCAAUACUAGGGACAGGAUAAAGCCUUGAUACUUUGGUAACACAGUGACAGCUCAAUGCACACCAGAUGGGUGGUUUUCCAUUGCCAUCUCUUGGGAUGUGACCCUGCCACUCAUUAUCCUGGUCUCUGUGCAACUGGCUAGUGGACGCAGUAUUGGCUGUGUCCUUGUCAUGAAAAACAAUGCCCUUGUUGUUUACCAGUCCCCACUUUCUGCCCGUGGCCCCACUUUUCAGGUAAGUGCUGCAGCUGUUACUAGACUAGAAGAGCAGGAACUUGCAGAUGUGGAACAUCCUGCUUCUGUCCUAGGUGAAAGCUAUACUGCCUACAAUAUUGACAGUGACUAUCCUGUUGCAAAGACCCUGAGAGACGCUGUCUGUGCAGAAGUCGAGAUCCUUCAGAGACCAUACCCAUCCUUGAUUUUGGUCCUGCACUUCUGCUGGGCUACACCUUGUAUCAAUCCCCAGCAACAGCUGCUGACUUUUUUAACUGCUGGCCUUUCCUUCUCAGGGAACAACUAUCAGACACAUCUGGUGCCGAGUCUUGCCUCAGGACCAGUGUUCCCCUCUCAUCACCAGCAUUUUGCCCUCUACACUUUCGCCUUUGUUGACUCCACUUCCCAAGAGAUGCUCUCUGGACUGGUGCACCCACAGCACAGUGCCUCACUGUGCCACCAGCUCGUACAGGAGUUCUACACCACUUGUCCUGCUAGAGCCGGUAAGUAUCCAAGCCUUUACUGCUUCUGCAUUCAAUGGGAUGAAAAAGGUCUAACCUUCAGGCUGGAAGGAGGGGGAUGAGCAGGCUAUGGACUAGAUCCCUUGAGCCAUGGACAGCUUGACAAGGCAUUUCUUUCUGCUUUCCACAGAGGAAGGGCCCUUCCCUUUAUGCAAAAAAAGGCAGAGGUCUUUAUAUGCUCUUAAAUCUGUGUUUACUCACAAGGAAGGCUUGGCCUUCUGAGCUUGUUGUAUGUUGAGAAGCUGACCUGGACAAAGUUUGCUGGCCUUCAGGGUUAUACAUUUUCUUAAAAUCAUAGAAUCACCAGGUUGGAAAGGACCCAUUGGAUCAUCGAGUCCAACCAUU